Molecule: messenger RNA, 450 nt
Organism: Laccaria bicolor S238N-H82
Lineage: Eukaryota; Fungi; Basidiomycota; Agaricomycetes; Agaricales; Hydnangiaceae
Exons: 2
Coding region: 1-450 (149 amino acids)
Source: RefSeq, a predicted model, not a curated record
AUGUCUCUGUGCCAUGAAAAAGAGUCAGCCAAAUCUAUAUGCCCCCCCUCACGGUGGGAAACUCCUCGACCUUCGUCCGAUUUGUCUUCCAAUUCGAGUGAGAACACCGACUUGCCCGAUGACCCGGCUAGAGCUGAAGGCAUUGCGCUCUACUCUUUUCCGGACUCCUGUCGCACCACGAAGGGAAACGGCUAUGAAUUAAAGCUGUAUGGACCCGUUGGGCUACAGCAGAGAGCUUUGUUCAUUCCCAGGUAUCUCUCUCGAAGGGCGGCUGCCAAAGACCUCGAGCAGCUUCUUCAUGCCCACCUUCUUCAACUCCAGGCUGAGAUCCAGCUUGAAGAAAUUGAAACAUCUAGAGACACGCAGGAACUGCAGGAAGCCAUGUUGAGGGUGUGGAGACAGAAGGCGAACUUGGAAGUGCAACUUCUCAACCGAAUCCUUCAAACUUAG